AUGAAAUUUGGUGUACAUUUAAUGACUAAUCUCACAUCGGAAUGGAAUUCUCAAUAUAUUCAGUAUCAAUAUAUGAAAGAAAUGCUUGAAAAAGCAGUUGUUGAAGCACCGGUAUUAGUCAAUACUAAUGAUGAUGAUGAUAGUGAUAGCAAUUUAUUCUGUGAACAAUAUUUUCUUCAUGUUGAUGAAGAAUUUUUCGAAUUUUGCGAAAAACAAGUAACAAAGAUCAAUACUUUCUUUGCUGAAAAACUAGCCGAAUUGGAAGAAUCUAUUCAUACAUAUGGAGCAUUGAGACGUUUUACAACUCUUACAGAUGAAAUUGAGUAUAGAAAAUUAAUGUAUGGAGAAGUCUCUCCUGCUCGUAAAUCCUCGAUUGCUCUUAUUCAAAAAUCAAAUAAAAUUGGUCAGUCUAAUAAUAAUAGAUAUCGAAAUCAUAAAUCCAGUAUGAAAAUAUCAAUGAAUCGUACUUUACCCGAUCGAUUUAUAUAUAAGUACAAUAAAUUUCUUUCUAUUAAAUUGCAUAUUGAUACGGCAACGUUUUAUACAUCAACAGCAGUGACGGAACUUAUUCGAGAUGUUGAAAAAAUCUAUAUAGAUGAACUCGAAUCGGGUGAUCGAUCACGAGCAAUGAAACGUCUUCGUGUUCCACCACUUGAAGAAAAACAAUCAUCAAUAGUCACAUUUCGUCUUGGAAUUUUUAUUGGAAUAAUUUGUGUUCUAUUGCCAAUGAUUAUUAUUCUUAUUGUUGUUUUGAAUAAAAGUCAAUCAGGAAUAGCAUUAGCAUGGCGUGAAGCUCUUCAUCUGUAUCGUUCAUCAUUUCUUAUAAUCUUUCAAAUUAUUCUUGCCAGUAUCAAUAUAUAUGGUUGGUCAUCAUCAGGUGUUAAUCAUAUUCUCAUAUUUGAAAUCGAUCCACGUAAUCAUUUAACUUAUCAACAAUUACUUGAACUUGGAACAUUUCUAUGUGUUUUUUGGUGUCUUAGUUUCAUUGCAUUUAUUCUUACAUCUUAUUUAGAUUUUUAUCCAUUUUUACAACCACUUAUUUUUCUUAUAUUGAUGGUUCUUUUUAUCAUUAAUCCAUUGCCAAUACUCUAUCGUUCAGCUCGUUAUUGGCUUUUAAAAAAAUUAGGAUUAGUUUGUUCAGCAGCUUUUCAUCGUAUUCAUUUUGCCGAUAAUUGGCUUUGUAAUCAAUUAACAUCAAUUGAAUUAGCUUUUUAUGAUCUUGAAUUUUUCUUUUGUUUUUAUUUUUCAAAUCAUCAAUGGUGGUCAACAAAUUUAACAUUACCGUCUUCAUCUCAAAAUAUAUUUUGUACAGGUUGGUCAAAAUAUCUUCUACAAUCAUGUCUUCUUGCAACACCAUCUUUACUUCGUCUUACUCAAUGUUUACGACGAUAUUAUGAUACAAAACUUAAAUUUCCACAUCUUGUUAAUGCUGGAAAAUAUUCCGUUAGUAUUAUUGUGGCCAUUACAAAUUCACUUCGACGUGCAAACAUUGCAUUCAAUCAAGUUGAUCCUAAGAGGCCACAAAAUAAUCCAUUUGUUUAUCCAUGGAUCAUUGCUGCAUUUAUCAAUUCCACUUAUAAGCUUAUCUGGGAUGUAAAAAUGGAUUGGGGGUUGUUUCAUAAGAAUGCAGGUGAAAAUCGAUUUUUACGUGAUCAUAUUAUCUAUUCAUCGAAGAAUUAUUAUUAUUAUGCUAUUAUUCAAGAUCUUGUCUUUCGAUACAGUUGGACAGUAAAUAUCUUCAUACAUUUUAAUUCUGGUGCAGCUGAAUAUUCUGAUGUGAUUGGUUUUGGUUUUGGUUUGCUUGAAUUAAUUCGACGUUUUUCUUGGAACUUUUUUCGUCUUGAAAAUGAACAUUUGAAUAAUUGUGGAAGAUAUCGUGUCAUUCGUGAUAUUUCUAUUAAACCCAUUGCAACAGGUAUUGAUUUUGCAUUAGCUGAUUCUUCAAAAUUAAGCAAAACAUCGAGCUUGAGAAAUCGAUAUAGAAUAGCACGAUGUCAAACGAUUAUCGAGGAAAAUAAUAUGGUUACUGGUGAUAAUGCAACAAUGGAUGAUCUAGAAAAUAAUAUAGUAGACUUUGUCAACAAUCAAUUAUCAGCAUAUCGUACGACGACAGUAUCGGAAGUGAAUACGAUUAAUCAAACAUUGGAAAAUAUUUCAUUUCGAAGAUGUCAUUCACUUUCAUCUUUGAAUGAGUGUUUGGAUUUAACAUAG
Rotaria sordida is the source of this 2211-nucleotide messenger RNA. Lineage: Eukaryota; Metazoa; Rotifera; Eurotatoria; Philodinida; Philodinidae. The record is from the annotation of a GenBank genome assembly.